CCGUGGUGCUGCUGCUGCUGCGGCGUUUCAGCAUGCGACAACUUCACUUUCCGACCAUCUCCAAAGGAGCCGUGCAGCCAUGGGAGUGCAUUACCUCAUCCAUGCAAUUUCCACCAUCAAUAAUUUAAUCUAUUUGCUCCAAAGCUGAAGAGAUAUCCUGAAGCUUGUCGGGAGAGUACAGAGAGGGAAAAAUAUCGCUAAAGUAAAUUAGCCUACUUAGGGAGUUGUCCAACACAUCCCAGAUGACACUACUGUCCUGUUGAAUGGUCUGUUUUACGACUGGGCAGUAAAAGUUCCACCAGGUUAGAAGAGUGAUGACCAUCCUGUUCCUUACUAUGGUUAUUUCAUACUUCAGUUGCAUGAGAGCUGCGCCCCUGAGAGACGUCCCGGGCAUGCGGGGCCAUCGGACGGAGGGCUACUUGGGCGCUGCUGCGACGGCCGUACGAGGCCAUGGGACUCCUCAGAGUGAUGGGGGGCCGGGCCAGCGCGGGGAACUGCCCUCACUCACAGACACGUUUGAGCAGGUGAUAGAGGAGCUGCUGGAAGUGGAGGGAGAGGCGGCAAAGCUGGCACAGGGGCCUGAUAAGAGCCAGGGAGGAGGGGGCCCGUCCUCCAUGGUCACCACAGAGACCAAGGACGUCGACCUGUACGACUCGCGGGUGAUGAUCAGCAACCAAGUGCCUUUGGAGCCGCCGUUGCUCUUUCUUCUGGAGGAAUACAAAAACUAUCUGGAUGCCGCUAAUAUGUCCAUGAGGGUGCGGCGACACUCCGAUCCCUCACGGCGCGGAGAGCUCAGUGUAUGUGACAGUAUUAGCCAGUGGGUGACAGCUGUGGAUAAAAAGACGGCAAUAGACAUGUCUGGGCAGACAGUUACCGUCAUGGAAAAGGUCCCUGUCCCCAAUGGCCAACUGAAGCAAUACUUUUAUGAGACCAAAUGCAACCCCAUGGGGUACACAAAGGAGGGAUGCAGAGGAAUAGACAAGCGGCAUUAUAAUUCCCAAUGCAGGACAACCCAGUCCUACGUGCGAGCGCUUACCAUGGAUAGCAAAAAGAAGAUUGGCUGGCGGUUUAUAAGGAUAGACACUUCAUGUGUAUGCACAUUGACCAUUAAAAGAGGGAGAUAGUGUAUAAAAUGUAUAGAUUUUAUUGAAGAGUUUAAAAAAGAGAAUAAAGAGAAAAUAUCUAUUUGUAUAUAUACAUAACAGGGUAAAUUAUUCCGUCAAAUGAAAAUUUUAUGGACUGCAUGUAAAAAAAGAUGAAGUUUAUACAGUAAAAGUGAUACUACAGUCUAUUUAUUGAACAUAUUCAUGACCUUGUAAACAAUUAAAAAAAAUCUGAUCAGUCAUUUGCGCCCAGUUUAAAUUACUAUAUCACAUCCCUCAAGACAUUGUGAUUUGUUUACGUUGCCAAGAAUUAGAAAAUGAAGGAAAAAAACAGGCAAGGAAUGAGAGAGGACAGUUCCAUCUUCAAAAGCUUGCAUGCUGCUUCAAUUGUGAAUUGACACUUACAAAAAAGGAUAUGAUGCUGACCAAAAAACAUUUUGUUUACAUAUUCAGCAGAAAACAAUUUUCCUCUCAAGUAAUUUAUCUGUUUACUGUUCUAAACUUCUCAAGGUAAUGUUGGAAAUACAUACUAUGUCAAGGUGCUGUUGUCAAAGCUUUGCUGUUUAUUUUUUUAU
Molecule: messenger RNA, 1678 nt
Organism: Trematomus bernacchii (emerald rockcod)
Lineage: Eukaryota; Metazoa; Chordata; Actinopteri; Perciformes; Nototheniidae
Gene: bdnf
Product: brain-derived neurotrophic factor
Exons: 2
Coding region: 315-1124 (269 amino acids)
Biological process (GO): positive regulation of peptidyl-serine phosphorylation; memory; negative regulation of neuron apoptotic process
Molecular function (GO): nerve growth factor receptor binding; growth factor activity
Source: RefSeq, a predicted model, not a curated record